AUGAGCAGCCCUCAAAGUGUUCAAGGAAUCACUAUAGACGACCUUCCUUCCAAGUCAGCAGCAAUAGAUGAUAAUCUUGACUUUAAAGGUUCAUCUCAUUCGAAAAAGUCUAGUCGACGUAAACAUAGACGAGGGAGACCAAGCCAGAAGUCCCACAGACGGAGCAGUUCUGAUGAGCUCGCGUUAAGCCGCUCUUCGCAUGAGAAAAGCGACGAUUCAGAAUGGAUGUCCAGCCUCUCUUCGCAUGGGAAAGAACGCCGUUCGAAGAAGCGGUCGGGAUUAAGCCGCUCUUCGUACGGUAACAGCGAUGAUUCAGAUCGGAUGUCUAGUCUCUCAUCACAUGGCAAAGAGAGCAGUCCGAGAAAGCUAUCGUUAUCAAGCCGCUCUUCGCAAGGUAAAACUGAUGAUUCAGACCGGAUGUCCAGUCUCUCUUCUCAUGGAAAAGAAAGCAGCAGUCCGAAAAGCCGAUCUAGCCGAUAUACAUCCCAUGACAAACGUGACAGUUUAAGGCGGUCUUCGUCCUAUAGAAAGAGCAAACCUGAGCGUGCGUCAAGUAUGCGUGGUAGUACUGCUGGUUUAAGUCAGUCUCCUCGUCCUCGUCUGAAAAGGAGCAGUUCGACGAAGUCAUUAACUCAGCCUUCUCCCAAAAACAAAAACAAAAAUGACAUCUUGAGUCUAUCUGUCCACGAGAUUGGAAGUGUUGGUCGUCUAUCACAUGCGUCUCCUCGGCGCCGAGUGAGCAAUGACGAUCGUUCGCCUGGUGGACCAUCUUUAAAGAAAAACAAAUCGGAGCGAACAUCAUCAAGCCAUUCAAGCUCACAAAGCAGGCGACAUGAUGGUGGCGGAUUAUCAAGGCACCGUUCCUCACGAGAAAAGCGAGAUAGUGGCGAUCAUGGACCAUCAAGGCGGUCUUCGAACGGUGCUUCGGAUAGGAAACCAAGCAGUCGCUCGCCUAGGAACGGUAGUAGAAGAAACGAUCCCGAACGUGGCCACUCCAGUAGAAGAAACAUGAAAUCAGAUAAUGUGGACAGUCUAUUGAACGUUGGAACCAUGAGUGUCCUCACAGAAGGUACUAACGAAGAAAGUUCACGCCACCACAGAAGAACAGCAACUGAUGCGCUGUACAGGUUUGACGCAGAUUCCAAGGCUAAGGCAAAAUCAACUAGAGGAAAUGCACAGUCACCCAGUUUACCAGGUGUGCAACAAGUAUUCAGUUCAUCUGCCACUGUGGCUACCAACAUGUCUAGUGCAACUACCAGUACGCUGUACGGAAACGAUGAGGAUGCCAAGGCCAAGGCAAAAGCGUCCAGAGGUGGUUUGCCGCCAGCAACUGUACCAGGAGUACAGACUGUUUGCAGCCCAUCAGAUACCACCGUUGCUACCAAUAUGACUAGUGCGACCACCAGUACGCUGUACGGAAAUGAUGCAGAUGCCAAGGCCAAAGCAAAAGCAUCGAUAGGGAAUUCUCAAUUUGCUACAAUGCCAGGUGUGGAGACUGUGUUCUCUUCAGGUGCUAGCAUGUUUAGCGGUACGAGUACUACAACUACCAGUACACUCUACGGAAGUGACACCGAUGCCAAGGCCAAGACAAAAGCGUCGAGAGGAAGUUCCUUAUACGCAAGUAAACCAGGUGUGGAGAGCGUCAGUGUGGUGGCUUCUGUUGGAGGCGAAAGUACCUCCAGUAACGCUAUCGGGACUCUAUAUGGGAGUGAUGCCGAUGCCAAAGCAAAGGCAAGAGCUGGACGUGGGGGCUCGACAUAUGCGGCAAAUCUGGGUGUAUCACGUGCGACCCUUCCCGCAGCAAUGGAGCCUGUAGCCGAGGGUGUCAAUGAAAAAGAUGGAGAAGGACGUACAGCUUCCGAGUCCGGGAGCAUUAUAGAACCAGAAAGCAAUGACGAUGACGACUCUAAUGUAGUGCAAGAGAACGACGACAAGAAGAAGAAAAGAAGGAGGAGGGGGAUUGGCUUUUGCUUGUGCUGCUGCUUGUUACUAUUGCUCAUUGCAGGGGGGAUUGGUGUCUGGUUCGUUCUGUUUCGAGAUGACGGUAGUGGCCAAGAUAGUCAAAUCAACACUUCUGGUAUCCAAGAUCUAUCCACUGCACCCUCGUCGCAACCUUCAACAUUCUUUGCUCCGGGUCCGUCGAUGAAUGUGCCCGGUUCGCCUACUGGCGCGCCAGUCUUGGAAGAAAUUAUAUUCGAGCCUCCCAGCGAAUCAAAUUGCGAUGCCAUUGCCAAGAACGAAACCAUCGCCGGACGAGAUGAGCUGGACAAUGCUGAUUUUGGCCUGAGUUUGGAAGUCGUGUUGUCGGAGAAUACCACCAUGACAAGAUCAUUGGUGGACGACUUGUUGAUCGCAAUUCAAGAGAAAAUUCUUCCUUCCAUCGCUGGUUGCAAUAUUCGUGCGGACGAAUUUGUAGAGGCCUGGCGUUUUGUCAUCUUCGACGCCUUUGCAAGUGGCAAUGCUAUGCCCGACGAAGCGUGCACCAAUAGUGAUUUGGUAGGGCAGAACUGCCAUCGGGUGAAUGUUCAAUUAGACGUGUUCCUGAAAGGGUUUGUAAGGUUUCUUGACAUUAUUCGACUGAUCAGUGAAGAGGAGUUGAACCUUGCGAAUAAUCUGGAGUUGUCGGAACCAUUUUCGAUCAUUCAACUGGUUGCGAUCGACAGCUUGACCCCAACAAAUGCGCCGACAAUCAUGUCAAGCGAUGCACCAAGUUCUUCGCCAUCGAAAGGUCCGACAUCAAUGCCGACUUCUCUUCCGACAGGAUCACCUUCAAAGUCUCCGACACAAAUGCCGACUGUACCGGGUCAGACACGUGUGCCAAGCGUAGAACCAUCAUUAGCACCAAGCGCUUCUCCAACCGCCACAACAGUACCUACAGCGUUGCUUGUUGUGCCGACAGCUUUUCCAACGGAGAGUCCAAGUUCACGUCCAAGUAUGGCACCAAUUGUGGGUCCUACACCACCCCCAACAAAAAGUCCCACAAAAAUUCCAACGGAGAGUCCAAGUUCACGUCCAAGUAUGGCACCAGUUGUUGGUCCCACGCCACCCCCAACGAGAAGUCCAACAAAAAAUCCAACGGAGAGUCCAAGUUCACGUCCAAGUAUGGCACCAGUUGUGGGUCCCACACCACCCCCAACGAAAAACCCAACAAAAUUCCCAACUGUUAGUCCAAGCCCGCGUCCAAGUAUGACACCAGUUGUGGGUCCUACACCACCCCCAACGAAAAGCCCGACAAAAAGUCCAACUUUGCUCCCAAGUACUAUGCCAAGCGCACGACCAACUCCCUUUCCCACGGCGAGACCCAGUGCGACGCCGACCAAAUUGCCCACGAAAUCACCGACCAAAACGCCCACGAAAAAUCCAAGUGCUUCUCCUUCAAGCAGGCCUAGUAGCAGACCAAGCAGCUCGCCAUCAGCGCGGCCAACUUCUUCGCCCAGUGCAAAGCCUUCGAGCAGUCCCAGUGUAGGUCCGUCAGCGUUACCAAGUCCAGUACCAAUUAUUACCUAUACGCAGCUUGCGAAAAACGAAAAUUGCCCUGUGGGCAACGCCAAUUAUUUGAGCACGGUUGGAGGUCUUGCUGAUGAAGACGAAUGUGCCAAAGAGUGUUUCUACACGUCAGGCUGUGUCGUGUUCGUAGUUGGGAAAACUAGAGGCCAGUUAGACUGUUACUUGUGCAAUGGCGGUGGCAACUUGGUGCAGGAUGGUGGUACAACUGCAUAUUCAUUGACUACAUAG
Cylindrotheca closterium is the source of this 3735-nucleotide messenger RNA. The record is from the annotation of a GenBank genome assembly. Lineage: Eukaryota; Bacillariophyta; Bacillariophyceae; Bacillariales; Bacillariaceae.